ACUGCUACAUCGUUGAAUGAAAGUCCUCAGUUUCCUAAAUCCAGAGAAAAAAUAAUACUUACACCUAUUUCAAGACAGAAAAGUUACAUUUUGCAGAACUCCAAAAUAAAGAAUCCACAUAAUCUGUAAAACACAUACCCAAAACAUCGUCUCUCAAAAUCGAGUAGAGUUCCAGUAGUGAUUUUGACAUUUCGGCUGUUAAGAGAAAACCCAAUAUCUGAGUGCGUUUUCUAAUGGUUGUGAUAAUAGUUAUUGAUUAAUGUCUCGACACUGUAGCAGACAUAUACUGAAAAAAAAUGUGAUAAUAAUGCAGGACAAACAGCGCAAUUUAAGCGAGGCCUUGGCGACCCAUUCCACUGUUACAAGCAGGCCGAGCAGAAAAGAAAUGGGGGAGGAUCAAAUGAAAGAGGUGGGAGUUCUACUCACAUACCCUUUCCUUCCGUACUUGAUCGAAUCUCUGGAUCGCAAAUUCACAACAUACAAGCUCUGGGAACUUCAAAAUCGGGAGGCUUUUCUGGCGGAGCAUUCGCAUUCGAUCCGUGGUGUGGCGUGCAAUACUAAGGCCGGCAUGACUGCAGAGCUCAUCGAUGCGCUUCCCCAUUUGGAGAUUGUGGUCACCAACAGCGUUGGAUUGAACAAUGUGGACUUAGAUAAGUGCAGGGAGCGCAAUAUUGCAGUGGCCAAUACUCCCGAUGUCUUGACUGAUGAUGUGGCAGAUUUAGCCAUGGCUCUUAUGCUCGAUUCUCUGCGCCACAUUUCGGCUGCAGAUCGCUAUGUUCGCCACCAAUCCUGGCACCACAAGGGAGAUUACAAGCUAACGACUAAGCUAAGUGGAAAGCGUGUUGGAAUAGUUGGACUUGGGCAUAUUGGUUCAGCCAUAGCUAAGAGGGCACAAGCUUUUGGCUGCACCAUUGCCUACCACUCAAGGUCUAAAAAACCUGAUGUAUCUUUUAUCUAUCAUUCAAAUGUUAUAGACCUUGCAGCUAGCAGUGACAUUCUUGUUGUGGCAUGCAAUUUAUCAAAAGAUACUCACCACAUCAUUAAUAAGUUUGUUCUUGAUGCACUGGGAGCAAAAGGCACACUUGUGAAUAUAGGCCGAGGCGCCCUUGUAGAUGAGAAAGAAUUGGUGAAGGCUCUAGUGGAAGGUCGGAUUCAAGGUGCUGGUCUAGAUGUUUUUGAGAAUGAACCUCAUGUUCCACAAGAACUAUUUAGCUUGGAAAAUGUGGUUUUGGUGCCGCAUGUGGGAAAUGCAACCUGGGAAACGAGGAAGGCAAUGGCGGAUCUUGUCGUUGGAAAUCUGGAUGCAUACUUCUUGAAAAAACCUUUGCUCACCCCUGUACCACUAUGAGAAUUUUCUUAAUCACUGUUCUCAUAAUUUAUUACUUUAUGAUAGAUGUUACACAAAGACUCGACAUUAUUUUCAUAUGAAGCUUUAUCAAAUGACACGACAAUUCUUGAGAGGUCAUAUGACCACACACAUUGUAUCAGUUUUUAUAAGGGAAAAUUUCCUAUUUCUCACUUCCUACA
Messenger RNA from Cryptomeria japonica (Japanese cedar), 1527 nucleotides. Its product is annotated as glyoxylate/hydroxypyruvate/pyruvate reductase 2KGR. The transcript has 2 exons. Gene Ontology annotation, cellular component: cytosol. NCBI's taxonomy places the organism in Eukaryota, Viridiplantae, Streptophyta, Pinopsida, Cupressales, Cupressaceae. The coding region runs from base 260 to 1348 and encodes 362 amino acids. The record is from RefSeq and is a predicted model, not a curated record. Gene Ontology annotation, molecular function: NAD binding; hydroxypyruvate reductase [NAD(P)H] activity; glyoxylate reductase (NADPH) activity.